AAAACCGAUCCAGCAGCGCGUCCUUCGCCGCGCGCUCCCACCGCAUCAGCGCCGCCCGCUCCUCCGCGCGCGCGCUCCAGGGGAACUCGCCGUCCGGCCAGUUGGGCGCGGUCGCGGGCCCGAGGGGGUCCGGCGUGGGGGAGGCGUGGGUGUGGUGGGGUUGAUUGUAACCACUAUGCCCUUGAUGAUGACCACCACCACUAUGCCCUUGAUGAUGACCGCCACCACUAUGACCAUGCCCGCUUUGGCUAUGACUGUGCCCGCUUUGGCUAUGACUGUGCCCGCUUUGGCUAUGACUGUGCCCGCUUUGGCUAUGACUGUGCCCCGAACCGUGCCCACCACCCGUCGCCUGCCGCCUCCUCUUCUUCGCCGGCUCCCCGCCCCCACUCUCUCCGGGCGGCGCCACAUCCAAGAGGACCCGUCCCACGCCCUCCAGCCGGACGACGUGCAGGCGGCGCGGCGGGUUGGGCGCGGGCCGGAACGCUGCGAGGCGACGCUGCUUGCGGGCGACGCGGGCAGGGUCUGCGGCGGGGAGGGUGAUGUUUGGAUCGGUCGGGGGCUGAUUGGAGGUAUUGGCGAACGGAUGCUGGGAGGGGGGCGAUAGGGAGGAGUGCGGGUAGGUAGAAGUUGCGGGGUAAGAGGCGGAAGUAUUGGUGGCGUUCGAGUUCGCGAGAUUAUACGCGCUCGAAUAAUACGGGCCCGACGGGUACGGAUUCGCCGCGUACGAGCCCAGCAAUGACGUCGGCGUCGGAU
Molecule: messenger RNA, 753 nt
Organism: Schizophyllum commune H4-8
Lineage: Eukaryota; Fungi; Basidiomycota; Agaricomycetes; Agaricales; Schizophyllaceae
Exons: 1
Coding region: 176-604 (142 amino acids)
Source: RefSeq, a predicted model, not a curated record